This is a messenger RNA of Juglans regia (Persian walnut), 1060 nucleotides long. RefSeq lists its product as uncharacterized. The transcript has 5 exons. The coding region runs from base 54 to 893 and encodes 279 amino acids. Lineage: Eukaryota; Viridiplantae; Streptophyta; Magnoliopsida; Fagales; Juglandaceae. The record is from RefSeq and is a predicted model, not a curated record.
AGACGCAUAGUUCAGUUGCAUAUGCCCUCUCAAAAAUCUUUAUUUUCUCUGCAAUGGCUCUCAUGGCUGCCAUCUCCACCAUGAUGCCACUCUCCAUCUCCGUUCCCAUCAGCCGGCCUUUAUACAAUCGGCCCCUCGAUUCGCGUACUUGUGCUUCUUUGAGCUCCUCCUCCUCAUCAUCUUCCGAGUCAAAAUCCUCACUGCCAAGAGAACCCAGGCUUCCAUCUGCUACUUCUUCAUCAACUCCCUUAGUUGUUGAGCCCUCUGUACCGCCUGAAUCGGGGCUGAACUAUGCACUAGGGAACCCGAAUGGCAACCCGGUUGCCCGUUUCGUUACGUCCACCGAGUCGACCAUUGAGAGGGCAAUUUUUGACUUCCGCUUCUUGGCACUUCUGGCUGUUGGAGGCUCAUUGGCUGGUUCUGUGUUGUGCUUUCUCAAUGGUUGUGUUUAUAUUAUAGAUGCAUAUAAAAUUUACUGGACAUGCUGUGUCAAAGGGAUUCACUCAGGACAGAUGGUUCUACGACUAGUUGAAGCUAUUGAUGUUUAUCUCGCUGGGACAGUCAUGUUAAUAUUCGGUAUGGGCUUAUAUGGGUUAUUUAUCAGCAAUGUGUCUCCAGAUGCUCCUCCCAGUGUUGAUCAUGCCCUCAAGGGCUCUUCUUUGUUUGGAAUGUUUUCUCUCAAGGAGAGGCCUAAAUGGAUGAAAAUUUGCUCACUUGAUGAAUUGAAGACGAAAGUGGGGCACGUUAUCGUUAUGAUUCUUUUAGUUAAGAUGUUUGAGAGGAGCAAGAUGGUACAAAUUACCACUGGAGUGGAUUUGUUAAGCUAUUCUGUAUGUAUCUUCCUAUCAUCUGCUUCUUUGUACAUCCUUCAUAAUCUGCACAAAUCAGACUAGGGAUGUCUGAUGUACUAUAGCUACCAAUGGAAUGAAUAUCAAACAAUGUAUCAUUGGAGCAUCGUCGAAACGUGAAUAUCCAUGUUCCAAAAGAUUGCCUAUGGGGGAGUGUUUGGAAACAUCUUCAUGAUAACUAUAAAUCAACAAAGUUUGUGUUUUAUACAACA